GUUCUGUUAGAGAAAUACUUUUAGAAAAAUAGAAAAUCUAAAACAUUUCAACGUUUUUGAUGAAAUCUUAUAUUCAGAAGUGUUUUUAAAGUAUUCUGGAACUAGAAUGGCUGAAGGAGGAAUCCAAAAACAGAAUGAAGCAAGUUCAUCUUCCGAAACUGUGACACAGUCGGGACAAUCAACUGUAGUACUGAAGUUACGCAAACCAGAAACAAGCCGGCAAGUACAGUGGACUCAAGAUACAGUAGAUAAUGAAUUCAUGGGAAAGAAAAAGUCAAAGUGUUGUUGUAUAUAUGAGAAGCCAAAGCUGUUUGGUGAGUCAUCAGAUGAAGACAGUGACCAUGAUGAUUGUACAGGACACUGUAGAGGACACAAAAAGAAAUGUUUCAGAGAUCAUAAUGACAAGACUGAACAUGCAGAAGAAGGAGGUGAAAGUCAUGAUCCAGCACCUCCUCAAGGAACUUAACAGUAACGCAUUUCACACUUGCCAUACAUUCAGCACUACAACUCUACUGCAAUAGGCCUAAUGAAUGAAUCAGCAGAUUGUUAUAGGCUACAUUGCCACGUGUAAAUGAGAGAAUUCAAUGGGAAAAUAUAAAGAUAGCACUUGUGUUCUGAAGAAUUAUCAUUAUACAUAAUUAUAAUUAUAAAUUAUAUAUAAUGUAUUUGGAAUAGGCCUCAUAUGGCAUUGAAGUUCUUCAUAAGUAUGACAAGGCUCCAUUACAAAUAGGCCUCAAAUAUAGGAUUCAAUUAGACUAGGUCUCAUGUGGCUUCAUCAGAAUUGGCCUUAUAUUGGCCUUGUAUAUGGCAGCCCCAUAGCCAGCUUUUGUCAAUGGGUUUCACUUUUCCAAAAAUUCCAGGGAGGUUCAUAUUUGACCACUUUGGCCCAAA
Molecule: messenger RNA, 891 nt
Organism: Owenia fusiformis
Lineage: Eukaryota; Metazoa; Annelida; Polychaeta; Sabellida; Oweniidae
Source: the annotation of a GenBank genome assembly